AGAAGUUUACAAAGCUGAAAUGGCAAAUGGUCAAGCAUUUGCUGUUAAAAAGUUAAGGUUUCAUGGUGACAUAGAGAUGGAGGAGGUGAAAAGUUUCAAGAAUGAGAUUGCAGCCCUGACAAAGAUAAGGCAUCAAAACAUUGUAAAGCUCUAUGGAUUUUGUUCUCAAAGUAGACAUUUAUUUUUGGUGUAUGAGUUCAUGGAAAGGGGAAUCCUGGCUAAGAUCUUGAGCAAUGACAUAGGAGCAAAGGAAUUAGAUUGGACGAGAAGGAUUGGAGUUAUUAAAGGGGUAGCUCAUGCUCCAUCGUAUAUGCAUCAUGAUUGUGUUCCACCUAAAAUUCAUCGAGACAUAUCGAGAAAGAAUGUCUUAUUGAGCUCUGAACUCGAGGCCCGUGUAUCAGAUUUUGGCACUGCAAGGUUGUUGAAUCCUAAUUCAUCCAACUGGAUUGCAGUUGCAAGAACUUAUGGCUUUGUUGCUCUAGAGCUUGCUUACUCCAUGGCAGUCACUGAACAAUGGAUGUAUAUAGCUAUGGUGUUUUGGCAAUUGGCACUUGAAGUUCUGAUGGCACUUAAGCUUUAAACAAGUGAAUAACACUUCCUCAUCAGACGAACAUUAGUCCGAUGAUUCCUAAGUGGAUGGCGGCAAUACAAAAUUAUUUUUCCUUUUAAAUUGGCUUAUUUUGCUUUUUUUGUUGUUUCCUCCAAGUGUUACAUUUAUAUGGAAAUCCUUGAUUGUAUCAACAAUUUAGCCUAAUUG
Durio zibethinus is the source of this 757-nucleotide messenger RNA. RefSeq names its product MDIS1-interacting receptor like kinase 2-like. NCBI's taxonomy places the organism in Eukaryota, Viridiplantae, Streptophyta, Magnoliopsida, Malvales, Malvaceae. Gene Ontology annotation, molecular function: ATP binding; protein kinase activity. Gene Ontology annotation, biological process: protein phosphorylation. The record is from RefSeq and is a predicted model, not a curated record.